Messenger RNA from Penicillium olsonii, 3174 nucleotides. The record is from the annotation of a GenBank genome assembly. Lineage: Eukaryota; Fungi; Ascomycota; Eurotiomycetes; Eurotiales; Aspergillaceae.
AUGGCGGAUGAAGAUAUAUUUGGACCUAGCCCACUGAACACGAAUGGCUUGUGUCUGUUAUCUUUGGAUGGGGGUGGUGUCAGAGGAUUCUCGAGUCUCCUCAUAUUGAGAGAUCUUAUGGAUCAAUUGAACUCUGCACGUGGAACCCAUCCGCCUGUUAAACCCUGUGAUGUUUUCGAUUUGAUUGGAGGAACAAGUACUGGAGGACUGAUUGCUAUCAUGCUGGGAAGAUUAGAAUUGGACGUGGACCAGUGUCUAAUGGCAUACACGGAGUUGAUGGAAUCAAUCUUCAGCCAGAAGAUCAGCAACGUGCCAGUAGACUGGUCCGGAAAUAUCAUAUCCCAAUAUGACAGCAAGAAGUUGAAAACAGCAAUUGAGACCGUCAUAACACGCGCUGGAUUCUCCCCAACAGACUUGAUGAAUGAUGGAAAACCUCGCUCGACAAAAGUGUUUGUUUGCACAACCUCAAAAGACACCUCACAGACUAUGCGCUUGCGCAGCUACUCCGUACCAAAUGAGGAUACAAUCUCGGCGACGAUUUGUGAGGCAGCCUUGGCCACAUCUGCUGCGACGAAGUUUUUUGAUCCUGUAUCAAUCGGGAAACAGCAAUUUGUCGAUGGUGCAUUUGGUGCAAAUAACCCCAUUGAGGAAGUUGAAGAAGAAGCGGCCGACAUAUGGUGCACGAAGAGCCGAGAUCUGAAGCCUUUGGUCAAAUGUUUUGUUUCAGUCGGGACUGGCAGCCCAGACCGGGUACCAAUCAGCGAUAAUAUCGUCAAGUUCCUUUCAAAGACAUUGGUCAAAAUGGCCACUAAAUCAGAAGGCAUCAACCGUCGGUUUAUGGCUCGUUGGAGCCAUGAAGUCGAAACUAAACAUUGCUUUCGAUUCAAUGUGGACCAAGGGUUGCAAAACGUGCACAUGGCAGAGUUCGACAAGCAAAGUGUUAUUGAAUUUGCGACUUGCGAUUACCUUCACCAAGCUGUUCAGAAAUCUCAGAUGCGGGAUUGUAAAAAAGCAGAUGAGGAUUUGGAGUUUAUUAUACGUGUGAGUCAUCGUUGCCCCAGGUUCGCGGUCAGUAUCAAGCUAACAAUAGGUCAGGAGCAUCAUGCUCAGCUUGCGCAUUUCCGGGUCAUGCAGAACAUGCGAUAUACAGAUCAAGUUCUCGUCAAUGAGCCUUCAGCUUGUUGGACGGUCCCCUUCGACAGAAACCCAAGAUAUGUUGAUUGUGGAGUCGUGGGAGCAGUAAAAAGAAGAUUGUAUGGUGGGAAAUCCCCAACAAGAGUUGCCUUCUUCGGUCUUGGUGGCGCAGGGAAAACCCAGGUCGCUUUAGAAUUGGCAUAUCAAGCAAGAGAGCUAUAUUCUGACUGCGACAUCUUCUGGAUUCCUGCGAUUGACAUGGAAAGUUUGCAACAGGCAUACCAAGCCUUGGCAGACCAACUCGGAAUUGAAACCACAGACAGCAGCGAGGACGUCAGGAUUCUGGUGAAGAGGCACCUUAGCAAGCCCGGUAUGAGGCGAUGGCUAAUGAUAGUCGAUAAUGCCGAUGAGCUGGACAUGUGGAUCGGCUCUGAGAGUUCCAGGAACGGAGGACUUGAGGAUUGCCUUCCCACCAGUGACCGCGGUGCUAUCGUCUUCACAACCCGCAGUACCAAAGUGGCCCAGCAUAUUGCUUCUACCGACACCGUCAAGAUAUCUGAGAUGGAUGAACAAAAAGCCAGAGAGGUGUUACGAAACAACCUGGUUGACAAGAAGCUUCUACGUGACACCGAAAGUACUCGAAAGCUCCUCAGUCAGCUGGCUUUCCUACCCUUGGCCAUCGUCCAGGCGGCGUCAUUCAUCAACCAGAAUGAGAUGGAGCUGAGGUCUUACUUGAAUCUUCUGGAUGGACAAGAGCAGAGUGAAAUCGACCUCUUGAGCGAGGACUUUGAAGACAAGGGUCGAUAUAAUAGUAUCCGCAAUCCGGUCGCCAUCACUUGGCUUUCCUCCUUUGAGCAAAUCCAGCGCCAGAAUCAAGACGCGGCUAACUAUCUAUACUUCAUGGCUUGCAUACAGGAGAAAGAUAUUCCUGUCCCCCUUUUACCUCCCAUUGGGGUUGUGGAGCAGCAGAAAGCGAUUGGUGUUCUCAGCUCCUAUUCUUUUGUGCGCACGCGGAAUGAAAGCACUCGCCUGGAUAUGCACCGCUUGGUGCAUCUUGCAACAAGGAACUGGCUGCGCUCGAGAGGUUCUUUCCAAGAAUGGCAAUCAUAUGCUCUCCAUCAUGUGGAACGAUUGUUCCCUGAGAUUGACCACACACAUCGAGCUUUAUGGAGAGCGGCUGUUCCUCACGCCCUUCGAAUCGUCAAUCUGACAAAGGAUAGGAAACCCUCUGGUACCAGGUUUGAGCUUCUUUGUAAAGUGGGAUCCUGUCAUAUUUACGAUGGGAGACCCAAAGAGGCAAGAAGGCUUUACAGAGAAGCUCUUGAACUUGUCAGCGCGGACCUUGGACCUGAUAGCGACCGGGCCCUCCACGCGCUUGGCAUGUUGGCCGUCACUUACGACCACGGCGGGAGCCCCCAGAAGGCGAUAAAGAUAUGGGAGCAGGUUCUCGAAAAGCGCAUCAGGAUCAAUGGCUCUGACAGCUAUGAAGCAAACAGCGUCCUCUUACAGUUGGCAUCAGCGCACCGAACAGCCGUCGACGGACCAAAGGCCAAAGAGUGUUACAAUAUAGCCAUUCCAUACUUUGUCAGAAACUUCAGCCCCGGUUCACCCCAAGUAAUGGAUGUCCUUGAACGCUUGGCCACGUUUUAUGCCUCGGAAGGCUGUAUCUCAGACGGGGAGGAGUUGUCUUUGCAGCUAUUGGAGAUCUCAAGAAAUGUUCGUGGCUCCGAUGACCCUGCCACGGCUACAUUGAUGCUUUCACUGGGUAUGGUAUACAUGGAUCAAUGGCGGCUAGACGAAGCCGACAAAUUGAUCACCGAAGGACUCGAGGUCACCAAGCGCACCCUGGGACUCGAACAUCUUCAGACAAUCAGAAUGAUGGGCUGGCUAGCCUGCCUUCGGGAAUAUCAAGGGAGACACGAAGAAGCCCUUGUUCUGGGGAGGGAGUGUCUGCGCUUUCAUCGAGAAAACUUUGGCGCCGACCAUGAGUCCGUUCGUGUUCACACUUCACAUUUGGAUAACUGCACCACACCCACGUAA